CAGUCUCUCUGCCUCGCUCUGUAAUACAUCUGCACCGCAUCACACGUUUUCUUGCGGAAAUGAAAUAAAGUGAAGUUUUGAAUGAGGUCCAGCGCUUUUCUAUUACCCCGCCCUCGCUGCGCUCUGAUUGGCUGUUGGUUUCACUGUUCUGGUUUCUGAUUGGUGGACUGAGUCGCUUGCUGUCGCCCCUGCACGUUUUCUCGGCGUGUCCUCCAUCCGAGUGAGGAGAAAGCCACCGACGAGCAGGACCCGUUUCUCAUCUGAUUCUGGAGAGCAGGACUUGUUUUGGCACGCUGGCGCUCAGUAGCAGCCUCUGAAGUGUAGGGGGAAAAAGGGGAAGUAGACCUGUAGACCUAAAGGUUUUUCUAUUCUUGCUGAAAGAAGUCCAGAAAGGGCUAACAUGGAGACAGUCACAGACCGAGUGCUAGAAGUGUACAAUAAAGUUCUGGAAUGGAGAGACCCACGGCUACAGGGCUACCCGUUGAUGGGCAGUCCACUGACCAUGUCUGCUAUUCUGCUCGGCUACCUCUUCUUCGUACUCUAUGCAGGACCUCGGAUAAUGGCCAACCGUAAACCCUUCCAACUGAAAGGGCCGAUGAUUUUCUACAACUUUUCCCUGGUUUUUCUGUCUAUCUUCAUUGUGUAUGAGUUCUUGAUGUCCGGGUGGCUCACAGGCUAUACGUGGAGAUGUGAUCCUGUUGAUUUCUCUGACAGUCCUCAGGCAUUGAGGAUGGUCAGGGUUGCCUGGUUGUUCCUUUUCUCAAAGUUCAUUGAACUUAUGGAUACAGUCUUCUUCGUGCUGCGUAAAAAACACAGUCAGAUUACAUUCCUGCACAUCUUCCACCAUUCUUUCAUGCCCUGGACCUGGUGGUGGGGGAUCAGCUUUGUCCCCGGUGGAAUGGGAUCCUUCCAUGCCAUGGUAAACUCUGCCGUCCAUGUUAUCAUGUACUUCUACUAUGGCCUGUCUGCUGCUGGACCUCAGUUCCAGAAGUACCUCUGGUGGAAGAAAUAUAUGACAGCCAUCCAGCUGACUCAGUUCGUGCUGGUUUCCAUUCAUGCUACACAGUAUUACUUCUUGAAGAGCUGUGAUUAUCAGAUGCCCAUCAUCCUCCACCUCAUUUGGAUGUACGGCACUUUCUUCUUCAUCCUCUUUUCCAAUUUCUGGUACCAGGCCUACGUAAAGGGCAAGAGGCUUCCCAAGAAUGCUGAGCAGCAGAGUCUGAAUGGCAAGGCCAACGGUGCCCUGUCCAAUGGUGCUGUUUCCAACGGUGCUUCUCUAGUUUCUAAUGGCAAUGGUGUCCAUCAUGAAAAUGGUUUGACCAAUGGUAGGAAGCACCAUGAGAACGGAACCACCCACAGUGGGAAGAUGAAGAAAGCCUAGAUAGGCACGAGAUAAGCAUCCAAAACGCAUGACCACGAGUGCCUGCACAAAACGCCAUGGAUUCCAAAGAGUGUUUUGGGACUGUUUUUCUCACCAUGUAUUAUUAUUAUAAUAAUUAUUAUUAUUAUUGUUUGUUUUUCCCCUUUAUUUUGUAGUUUUAAUAAUGCACAAAUACACGGGGAGAUGAAUGAGUCUGGGAUCCCUGUUUGUGUUUUUGUUCUGUUCUUGAUUUUAAUUGUUAAUCUAAGGAAAAUAAUUAAUGAGCACGAUGUAUGAAGAGAAGAGCAGUGAUGUUAACUGGUUUUUCUUCACUGAUAUUUCUCACUGUGUCACGAGCAGAGUGAAUGCACUCCCUACUCCCAUCCUCACUCAGACUCCCCGUGACAAACAGCACUGUACAGUUCUUGUAAGCUCCAACUGUAAAUACUGUAGGUUUACUGUCAAGAAAACUAAUGGAAUUGAUACUUUAGGGUUCUAAAUUUUUGUUACUCAAGUGUAUUGACUUGAACUUCAAAUAAAUACCAUUGUAAAAUGGGACAAUAUGAA
Messenger RNA from Astyanax mexicanus (Mexican tetra), 1927 nucleotides. It is a transcript of the gene elovl1b, whose product is annotated as ELOVL fatty acid elongase 1b. The coding region runs from base 401 to 1381 and encodes 326 amino acids. Gene Ontology annotation, molecular function: fatty acid elongase activity. Gene Ontology annotation, cellular component: endoplasmic reticulum; endoplasmic reticulum membrane. The record is from RefSeq and is a predicted model, not a curated record. Gene Ontology annotation, biological process: fatty acid elongation, saturated fatty acid; fatty acid elongation, polyunsaturated fatty acid; fatty acid elongation, monounsaturated fatty acid. The transcript is spliced from 9 exons. Lineage: Eukaryota; Metazoa; Chordata; Actinopteri; Characiformes; Acestrorhamphidae.